AUGGCAGGAGAUAAAAAGACACUACACCCGGCGUUUACCAUCAACAACAUCAAAACCCUCAUCCCUAUUCUCCUAGAUAUCAAACAGGAUGAAUACUCUUCUUGGGUUUUUCUGUUCGAGCUCCAUCUUCAGGCUCAUCGUCUUCUCUUUCUCAUUGAUGGAUCCACACCACCACCGGAUGUCGACGCUACCACCGUGCUUCAACUUGACGCUCUCUGUCGUCAAUGGAUGUUCUCCACCAUGACCAAGGAUUUAAUGCUCACCGUCCUCAAAUCUGGCGAAACUGCUCAAGAGAUUUGGAAUCAUCUCAAGAAACUUUUUCAAGACAACAAAGGUAACCGCGCUGCGACUCUUGAACGUCAGUUUGUUAACCUUAAGUUUGUUGAUUGCACUAGUAUUGAUGAUUAUUGUGAUAAAAUUAAAUACCUAUCCGAUCGAUUACGUGAUCUUGAUUUUCCUAUGAAUGAUAAACGACUUGUGAUUCAACUCGUCAACGGCCUUCCGGAGGAAUACAACAUGGUGGCCUCCUUUAUCCAAUAA
Papaver somniferum (opium poppy) is the source of this 540-nucleotide messenger RNA. RefSeq lists its product as uncharacterized. The transcript has a single exon. NCBI's taxonomy places the organism in Eukaryota, Viridiplantae, Streptophyta, Magnoliopsida, Ranunculales, Papaveraceae. Bases 1 to 540 code for a protein of 179 amino acids. The record is from RefSeq and is a predicted model, not a curated record.